AUGCUGUACUACGGCAGCUACUGUGGGGGCUACGGGUAUGGAGGGCUUGGCUGUGGCUACCGUGGCUACGGAGGCUACGGAUACCGUUGCUGCCGCCCACUGUGCUGUGGCCCAUACUGGUCCUAUGGCUUCUACUGA
Messenger RNA from Jaculus jaculus (lesser Egyptian jerboa), 138 nucleotides. Its product is annotated as keratin-associated protein 20-2-like. The transcript has a single exon. The record is from RefSeq and is a predicted model, not a curated record. The coding region runs from base 1 to 138 and encodes 45 amino acids. Lineage: Eukaryota; Metazoa; Chordata; Mammalia; Rodentia; Dipodidae.